CCGGGCGGCUGCCGGGAGCAUGUGCAGAUCGCACCCGCAUCCCCGCCGCGGGCGGGUGGCACCGCCGCGCCUCGCCUGCCGCCGCAAGGACACCCAUGGACCCCGGAAGGCUGUCUGGUUGGUGUAUUAGCUGUUGGCCGCACACACCUGGUCAGAAAUCGUCUGGCAUCUGAAACGGCUCGGACUUGCUGGAGGCAAUUUGGUCGACCUGCAGAUGCUGUGAAUCAGGAGCUGACCAAGAAGCGGAAGAGCUCCAGGAUUCCUCCCAGGAAAAGAGUGCCUGCUGGGGUGUGUGCAGAAGAAUGGCUGCAGCAGAACCUCUGACCGCUUUCUCCCGAUGGUACCUCUACGCCAUUCACGGCUAUUUCUGUGAGGUGAUGUUCACAGCUGCCUGGGAGUUUGUGGUCAACUUUAACUGGAAGUUUCCAGGUGUUACCAGUGUGUGGGCACUCUUCAUCUAUGGCACCUCCAUCCUCAUUGUGGAGAAGAUGUAUCUAUAUCUCAAAGACAAGUGCCACAUUUUAGUGCGCUGCUUCAUUUACACACUUUGGACAUACCUCUGGGAAUUCACUACUGGCCUCAUCCUGCGCCAGUUCAAUGCCUGCCCAUGGGACUAUUCCCAGUUUGAUUUUGACUUCAUGGGCCUGAUCACCCUGGAGUAUGCCAUCCCUUGGUUUUGUGCUUCUUUCAUUAUGGAGCAGCUGGUGAUCAGAAACACGCUGCGCUUACGAUUUGAUGAGACUGCUGAGCCGGGGGCUCCCACUGUCCCUGUGGCCUUGGCCAAUGGUCACGUGAAGACUGAUUGAGCAGUGGCUAAGAACCACGCUUAGCAAUCUGAGAGAGCCCAGACCUCCACCACUGACUAUCAGCUCUGGCUCUGAGGUACUGCUCCUUGCUGUAUGAUAAGGUUCAUAAACCCCAUUUUUCUAAUGGGGAUGUGCAUGGGAAAUAUCAGAAUAAAAUGGAACCAAUGGAUUUUCUAUGGAUUUUACUCUUUGGGCUCCAAGGACCAAUAUCAGUUACUUAUUAGUUAGGUCAUUUCUGAUUUUAACUUAUUACAGAUGAAAGCAGUCCUUUUGCUUACACUUCUAUGUGGAGAAAGAAGAAAAAGAAAUGCUACGGUGGAAAUACAUGCAAAAAGAAAAAAACCUAAUUAGCGGAUGGGCAUGGACACGCCAGCUAAGUUAGUGAUUGGCUUCCUCCAUUAGGCAAUAUUCAGGUGCUUGCUUGCAACCAAUACCUCCCGUGGGACCUGAGGUGCUGCAGGAACAAGGAAAAUCCAUCUGCUGUUGAGAAGAACCUUAGACUGGCCGUCUGCUGGGGAGGUAGAUUGUGUUACCCUUGUGAGGUCGUGUUGGCCUCUCCCCAGGUUCUUUAUUGCACCAUGAAAUAAUCUGGUGCUGGACAUCUUGCUGAAUUUAUACAGAUCUUGUACUUUUUGAAAUCUGUCCUGAUACUUAAUAGAAAUUUUUUUUCCUUCUUUCUUUCUUUUUUUUUUUUUUUAAAUAAAGGCCUUCUUUGCCAAAUUAAUUUUACCGUAAUCUGUGCAAUCUGAAUCUUGGCAAAAGGCGCAAGAAAUAGCUUAAGUCUUCCCGUCUCCUCUAUCCCCCUAAAGCAGACCUUGCCUGAGGAUCUGCUGCAGAUUCCAGCUCCUAUCUCUGUUGUGCAAACCUUGUAGAGACUGUACAGGCCACGAAGGUAUUAUGCUUUCCUUCCCAGGGAUUUUUCUGUUUCUGGUGAUGUUGAUCACUUAGUCUGGCUGCGACCCCGUUGUAUUUUGAAGGUCAAAACCUUCAUGUGGGUAAUGUGUUAUCCAAGAUUGAAUCCUCUGGCACCUUCAGCACUGGGUCAGGUCUGCCUAGUGUUCUCAGUAUAUCAAGAGGAUUUGCUUUUCUUCCCAAAUUCUCCUUUAAAAAAACACAACCAUAUUGUCAUGACAAGAAUUAGAGACAUAAAAAAAAAAAAAAAGAAAAAAAUUCCUCUCUACAGAGCACUUCAUGCUCUGCCUGAGUUGCCUGAGUGAGGAUGCGAGAGCAGCAGAAAAGAGAUGGAGCAGGAGGAAGUGCAUUGUAGAACUGCCUGUGCUAGAGACAGUUUGAAAUUUAACCUGUUAGGGGCAUUUGCGAAGUAAAGAGUGGUUGUAGUGCAGGGAAAAUGCUUGAUAGUGGCAGCCACAGGUUCAUAAUUUGCUCUGGCAAGUCUUGGCUUUUGAAGUUAGCUACAGCCAUGGAGCUUCCAGCUGUCAGAUGUAUUUCAGUCCUAACUGGUUUAAGGAGGAGCUUUGCUGUAGUUGCCCUCUAGUGCCAGAUUAAUUUUAAGUGUUUUAGGUCUAGGUGUUUUUCCACCAUAGUCAACAGAGCUGCACCAGAGAUCAUUUUGGCUUGAAAUGCAAAUGUGUGUGUGUGGUUGGUGGAUUCCAAUCUUGUUUUGGAAAUGGCCAAGCUAUUUCUGUGUGAGUUCCCUGUCUCUGGUAGGGAGUGCUCAUCUGUGAACCUGAUCCUUGCCCUGAGGCAUCCAUUCCUGAGGGGAAAAGCACUCCUGGCCCCGUGAGGAGUGUUAAUCCUUUUCACGCUGAGUGCAAUUAUUUCAUUACCCCCUCUUCCUUCUCACAUGGCAUCUGUUGCUGGCAGUGGACACAGGAAAAUGCUGACGGCAAGGAGUUAAUCAAAGUUGCCAUGGGAGAUGCAAUGUCUCCUAACGCACCCAGAAUACUUAGGUGGGUAUUUAGAGUUCCCUUUUUAUAGUUCAUUAAAUUAAAAGAACAAACACUGAACAGAUUUUUUUUUCCCAUGCUGUGAUGGCAGUAUUAUGAAAUCAGGAACAGUGCGUAGUUUAUCAGCUUUGAUGGCGUGUAGACCCAGGCAAAAUAGUCACCUGAGACUACAUGGGGGUGGGGGGGAAAAAAAGAGAUGAGAUUUCGAUAUGGCAUAAUGUAGAUGAGCUCUGCUGGGCCAGAACAAGAAUUGCAAGGUGCAGGUGAGAGUUGGGCUCUCCCCGUUUUGGCCCUGGUUCUGUCAGGGACAUUAAAUGCUGUGUCUGAAGCUGAGUUGUCCUCUCAAAGCAUAGCUAAAGCAUGGUGUCGUGCUGCCUCCUACACCACCCCACUGCAUCAUCUGAAACCUCUGCUUCAGAGAAAAAUCCUUAGGAUCCUUGCUUUCUCCUUUGCUGUUACAAAACUAUAAAAAGAUUAAAAGUCAUUAACAAUGUGGUUUGGUAACUUCUAGCUGCAGCUGGGACUGGGGGAAAGAGUGGCUGUUUACAGAGCUAACCUACAGUGCACAAUCAGAGUCACGUGUCUUGACCUUUAGAAGCUUCCCACUAAGUGAUGUUGGUUUUGCUCAGUGAUGUCAUAUUUGGAUGCUCAAGCUAUAGAGGGGUUUCCCAGCAGUAUCUAAGCAUCUAAUUCCAUUAUCCUUAUUGCCUGUGUUAUUGUAACGGCUAUUGUCUGCUUUCCAGUGAUGUCUGAUGUGUACCACACAGCUAUUGCAUCCUCAUAGAGUGGUAAUUUACACCCAGAAGUGCACUUUACUUGCAGCUUGCACACCAGAAACAGAAAGAGACCUGGCAAAUUCCUAAAUCGAUUAAAGUAAUUAUACGUAAUACCAUGUACCUAAUGCAGCAGUAUUAGCCAGACUUCUGCUUUCUGAGCAACAUGGCUACAGUCAGAGCUUCGUCUUUUCUGCAAAAUCUCCCUUUUUAAUACAUGUGAUGCUUCUUAUAACAUCUUACAGAAGUGCCCAGAGCACACUACCGGGAUCUCAGUGGCAGCUCAGCAGGAACUCGGGAGCUGGACUGAAGCUGUAAGAGACAUUUACAUUAAGAAGAAAAAAAAAACGCACAAGGCCUAACGUUUGUUUGUACAUGUAUCUUCCUCAGUAGAUUAAAGUUGCCUGUUUUGAGUUCACCAGCAAUAAAAAAAAACCUCUUGUGAUUUAUCUCCUUUGUCCUAACUGCAGCAAGGACAGAAUGGCCCAUUGCUGCUUUCCUUUUCCAGGGGAUGGUGGGUGGUGGGAUAUGGACCCCAACUACCCCAAAGUUCCAGUUUUGCCUCCCUUCUCUUGCAUAUCUCUUGUAUGGCCCACCCUAAAGGAUCGCAAAGUACAGGAUAAAAUACAGAGUCUGGUGCCUUGUGCAUAAGAGACAGUUCAUGUGUGACCUCUGUUCGUACUCCAGAGAUCUUGCCAGAGGGAAAUGGUUGAUUUACCAGGCUGCCUUUUGGUCUUUGUUGUUGUAACUGAGAGAAAUGUGUACAUGUGUACCAGGUACUAAUGUGCCUUUGGUCUGAGUGCAUUUUGUAAUCAAAGCAGAAUAACACAGUCAAGAUUUUGCUUGAUUAGUCUUGUGACUAUAAAAGGUAAAAACAGACUGUAGAGCUCUAACUGCUAUGAGAAUUAGGAAGCGGGUGACUGAAUUCUUCCUGAGAUUAGUAGCACUGCUCUGCUGCUGACCGGUUUUCUGAAACCUGCACAGAGAGAAAGGGGACUUCUUUGUUCAUGGGAACUUCUUCCCUUUCUAUACUAUGAAUAAAACAUCAGCCACCACUAAGAUGUGAACUGAAACCAAACGUUUUUCUAUUUUUGUUUAUCCUGAGCCCUGGGUAUUUGCUACGUGCCCUGUAUUCAAGGGGGAGGAUCGCAGACUUGAGUUCUUUACUUCAGUUCUGCCUGCAAACAGCAGCUGAAACAUCUGAGAAG
This is a messenger RNA of Cuculus canorus (common cuckoo), 4694 nucleotides long. RefSeq names its product transmembrane protein 229B (gene TMEM229B). The coding region runs from base 303 to 806 and encodes 167 amino acids. The transcript has 3 exons. The record is from RefSeq and is a predicted model, not a curated record. NCBI's taxonomy places the organism in Eukaryota, Metazoa, Chordata, Aves, Cuculiformes, Cuculidae.